This is a messenger RNA of Impatiens glandulifera, 3264 nucleotides long. Its product is annotated as pre-mRNA-splicing factor SYF1. The transcript has 6 exons. Gene Ontology annotation, cellular component: Prp19 complex; post-mRNA release spliceosomal complex; U2-type catalytic step 2 spliceosome. Gene Ontology annotation, biological process: generation of catalytic spliceosome for first transesterification step; mRNA splicing, via spliceosome. Gene Ontology annotation, molecular function: protein binding. The coding region runs from base 222 to 2990 and encodes 922 amino acids. The record is from RefSeq and is a predicted model, not a curated record. Lineage: Eukaryota; Viridiplantae; Streptophyta; Magnoliopsida; Ericales; Balsaminaceae.
UUUGGCUUCUCUGUAAACUAGACCUAUCUUCUUCACUCUCCAGUCUUCGGACCGCGCCAGGGCAGAUCCACGCCGGUCGCACAAUCGAACCUCGAUAGCACGACUCGACACUCAGGAGUCUGACAACCUGAUCACCGUCCAGUUGUCCGGUGGUUCAGCCGAAUCAGCCGUCGUCCAGACUCCAGACGAUUUUAGCAAAGGGAAGCUUGGAAACUUUUACCAUGGCCAUUCCACAGGAGCUAUAUCCAAGUCAGGAUGAUCUGCUCUACGAGGAAGAACUACUUCGCAAUCCGUUCAGCUUAAAGUUAUGGUGGCGAUACCUAAUCGCCCGAACAGAUGCGCCGUUCAAGAAACGAGCAAUCAUCUAUGAACGAGCACUGAAGGCUCUCCCAGGAAGCUAUAAACUUUGGUAUGCGUACCUCCGUGAGCGCCUGACCCUGGUUAGAAAUCUCCCAAUUACUCACUCGCAAUACCAAACACUAAAUAACACCUUCGAGAGAGCUCUUGUCACUAUGCACAAAAUGCCAAAGAUUUGGAUAAUGUACCUUCAAUCCUUGACGGAGCAGAAGCUAGUAACGCGCACUCGCCGCUCAUUUGACAGGGCCUUAUGCGCGCUGCCGGUUACACAACAUGAUCGUAUUUGGGAACCCUAUUUGGUUUUUGUCAGCCAAAAAGGUGUCCCGGUUGAGACAUCCCUUAGGGUUUAUAGGAGAUAUCUAACGUAUGAUCCUAGCCACAGAGAGGAUUUUAUUGAAUUUUUGGUGAAUUCGGGUCUUUGGCAAGAGGCUUCUGAGAGGUUGGCGGGGGUUUUGAAUGAUGACCAAUUUUUUUCGAUUAAGGGGAAGACAAAACAUAGGUUGUGGCUUGAGCUGUGUGAUUUGCUUACCCAACACUCGAAGGAGGUUUCUGGUUUAAAUGUGGAUGCCAUAAUUAGGGGAGGGAUUAAGAAGUUUACUGAUGAGGUAGGGAGACUUUGGACUUCUCUUGCUGAUUAUUACAUCAGGAGGAACUUGGUGGAGAAGUCUAGGGAUAUAUUUGAGGAGGGGAUGACAACUGUUGUGACAGUUAGGGAUUUUAGUGUUAUUUUUGACGCUUACUCCCAGUUUGAAGAGAGUAUGCUUGCUUUGAAGAUGGAAGAAGCUGACGAAGAAGAUGACUACAUUGAUGAAGAUGAAAGCGAUGACGACGACGAUGAUGAUCGCUUGGAUGUGGCAAAGCUUGAGAAGAAAUUCAAAUCAUUUUGGUUGGUUCAGGAUAAUGAUGUUGAUUUGAGAUUGGCAAGAUUGGAGCAUUUAAUGGAUAGGAGGCCAGAACUGGCCAAUAGUGUCCUCCUUAGGCAAAAUCCGCAUAAUGUCGAGCAGUGGCAUCGCAGAGUGAAACUUUUUGAGGGUAAUCCUACAAAACAGAUAUUGACUUAUACUGAAGCGGUUAGGACUGUAGAUCCCAUGAAAGCUGUUGGAAAGCCUCAUACCCUGUGGGUUGCUUUUGCUAAGUUGUAUGAGAACCACAAUGAUUUAAAUAAUGCUAGGGUCAUUUUUGAUAAGGCGGUUCAGGUGAAUUACAAAACAGUUGAUAACCUGGCUAGUAUUUGGUGCGAAUGGGCUGAGAUGGAGCUGAGGAAUAAGAACUUUAAGGGGGCACUGGUGUUGAUGAGGCGUGCCACAGCAGAGCCUUCUGUUGAAGUUAAACGAAGAGUGGCCGCUGACGGUAAUGAACCUGUGCAGAUAAAGAUACACAAAUCCUUGAGGCUCUGGACAUUUUAUGUUGAUUUGGAAGAAAGUCUUGGUACAUUGGAAAGCACUCGAGCAGUUUAUGAAAGGAUACUUGACCUAAGGAUAGCCACUCCACAGAUCAUAAUUAACUAUGCCAUGCUUUUGGAGGAGCACAAAUAUUUUGAGGAUGCUUUUAAGGUAUAUGAAAGAGGCGUAAAGAUCUUCAAAUAUCCUCAUGCAAAAGAUAUAUGGGUCACCUAUCUUUCCAAGUUUGUUAAAAGAUAUGGGAAAUCAAAGCUGGAACGUUGUAGAGAGUUGUUUGAGCAUGCGGUUGAAGUGGCUCCGGCUGAAUCUGUAAAGGCAUUAUACAUGCAAUAUGCUAAACUAGAAGAAGACCAUGGCCUUGCGAAAAGUGCUAUGAAGGUAUACGAUCAAGCCACCAAGGCAGUCCCACCACAUGAGAAACUGAGCAUGUAUGAAAUAUACAUAGCUCGUGCAGCCGAGAUAUUUGGUGUUCCAAAAACAAGGGAAAUAUAUGAACAAGCCAUAGAAUCCGGUCUUCCUGAGAAAGAUGUGAAGACGAUGUGCAUGAAGUAUGCUGAAUUGGAGAAGAGUCUAGGAGAGAUUGAUCGUGCUCGUGGUGUUUACGUUUAUGCUUCCCAGUUUGCAGAUCCGCGAUCAGAUUUGGAUAUUUGGGACAAGUGGAAUGAAUUUGAGGUCCAACAUGGUAAUGAAGACACCUUCCGAGAAAUGCUUAGGAUUAAGCGUAGCGUUUCAGCUAGUUAUAGCCAGACACAUUUCAUCCUGCCAGAGUAUUUGAUGCAAAAAGACAACAAACCAAGCCUCGAUGAAGCAAUGGAUGCAUUGAAGAAAGCCGGGCUUCCGGAAGAUGAAAUGGCUAAUUUAGAGAGACAUCUUCUUGUUGAACCAGAAUCAGUAGCAGCAUCAGCAGCUUCUAAAGAUGUUGCUGUUGAUGGUCCUAGGAAAGUUGGUUUUGUAAGCGCUGGAGUGGAAACCAGGACAGAGGGUGGUUUAAAAGUUACUGCCAACCAUGAAGAUAUCGAGUUGCCAGAUGAAAGCGAUUCCGAAGAAGAAGAAGAAGAAGGAAGGGUUGAGAUUGCCCAGAAAGAUGUACCAUCUGCUGUCUUUGGCGGUUUGAUCAGGAAAAGAGACAAAGAAGAUGGCAAAGAUGAUGUUGAUGCUGAGCCCAAAGAAAAAGACGACGAUGCUCCUCUUGGUGCAAUUGAGAGAUUCAAAAGGCGAAGAAAAGGAGUGUGAUGAUGCGGCACUCUUAUUGUUAAUGUCUGUUAAUUUGUUGACGUGGCCAUCCUAAUUGGGAAAUGUUAAUUUGGAGAUAUAUGGAUUAGCCUGAAAUAGAGUAUGUAAUGUGUAUUUGGCCUUUGUUUUCCUCUUAUUUGGUAAAAGGUUUUCAGUUUCUUUCUUAGGCAGACAAAAUUUGUAUCUUUAAUAUUUCAAAACCAAUUUUGCAUAUACAACAUUGUAUGUUAUUUUAUUUUUGCUAAGUUUCAAACAUUUAUAUGGAUUAUAAUUU